Molecule: messenger RNA, 432 nt
Organism: Peniophora sp. CBMAI 1063
Lineage: Eukaryota; Fungi; Basidiomycota; Agaricomycetes; Russulales; Peniophoraceae
Source: the annotation of a GenBank genome assembly
AUGCGCUGGCCGAGCGCCGAGCAGACUGAGAAAGACGCGCGAGGCGACUUGCGGACAACGCUCACCUCGCGCACUCGACCGCCUGUCUCUCACGGCUUCUGCAUCAUCUCGCUUACAGGUCUGCAUGGACAGACGGGGGGCGCCUAUCAGGCGCGUAGACGACGUCGGGAUGGACGGUCAGUGAAGGCGCCUGGCGGACGCAGUACAGCUCGACCCUGCGUACGAAAUAUAGGUCGCGCUUGCUCGCGGUGUGGGAGAGCGUGUUGGACCAAAGAGCAAAGGGAAGCGCCCACUGGCGUCUUACUUGUGGCGCUGCACGGCAGGGCAUUGAAUAUCUUGAAUAAACAUGUGUCUAUUCAAGGGUUCGUGCAAACGCUCAAAGAGGCCGGUGCGCGGUGGUGGGCGUAUCGAUGCUCGAUACUGACGAUCUGA